GGCAUUCCGUUUCUACCUAUUGUCAUGGCCAGAGGCGCGUGUCUGCUUUUACUGGGUCUUGUUGGGAUUGCACUGGGCCGACCUUCAAACAUAGAACUGUGCCUGUGUACAGACAGCAUUGCACGUCUCGAAGAUCAAAACCUUCCCGCACGAUACAUGUCUUGAUUCUAAAACAUCGCAGAAACGUUUCCUGAUUGAUGCUGGCCCGCUUGGUCAUUUGGAUAUCGGUAAAGAUGGCGUAAGUGCAGGUGUAGCCGGUGUCAAUCUUAGACGUCGGAAAAGAUGGUGUCAGCGCAGGGGUCAAAUUAGAUGCAGGUCCGCUCGGUCACGUCAAUACAGGCGUUAGCGUCAGUCCGGACGGCGUAAAUGGCAAAGUUGACGCGGAGGUACACGCAGGUGCUGUCGACGCAAACGCUAAAGUUGACGUGGGCAAAGACGGAACGUCGGUGGAUGUUGGCGGUAAAGUAAACUUGGACGGUAUAGAAGUUGGAGGGAACGUCGGAGUCGCAAAAAAUGGCAGCGUAUCGGGCGGGGCUAUGCUUGGAGUAGGUCUCGGUUCCGCUGGAGGUAUUGACCUUCACGUGACAGCGGGACCUGGUGGUGUUAAAACUGGCGUGGGAGCGCACAUAGAUGCCGGACCUCUUCAUGGAUCAGCACAGGUCAACGUUGACCAGGACGGUAAGGUUGAUGCAGAGGCCAAAGCAAAUCUCCAAUUGGGAUCAGCAGGUCAUAUUGGUGGCAACGUUAAUGUUGACAACAGCGGUAAAGUAAGUGGUGGCGUUGAUGGAAGCGUAAGUGCUGGGCCUGCUUCACUCAGUGGUCACCUGGACAUCGACAACAAAGGACAGAUGUCAGGAUCCGUUUCUGGCGGAGUAAGCGCUGGGCCUCUUAAUGUUGGUGGAACUAUGAAUUUCGGAGGUGACGGCAAAGUGUCUGGAAGCGCGAAUGUUGGAGGUGCGGCUGGUUCAGGCAGUUCAUCAAAUGGGGGCUCGGGAAGCGGAGGGGACUUAAGUGGCAGCGGCAGUGGUAAUAACCCAAGUGGAUCAGGAAGCGUCAGCGGAAGCAGUUCAGGUGGAUCAGGAAGCGGCAGCGGAAGUAGCUCAGGCGGAACCGGAAGUACUUCAGGCGGAACAGGAAGUGGCAGCGGAAGUAGCUCAGUUGGAUCAGGAAGCGGCAGCGGAAGCAGCUCAUCUGGAACAGGAAGUGGCAGUGGAAGUAGCUUAGGCGGUACCGGCAGCGGAAGUAGCUCAGGAGGAACCGGAAAGUGGUGGCGGAAGUAGCUCUAGUGGAUCAGGAAGCGGCAGCUGUUGGUAACUCCGGGGGAGGCGGAAGUUCUUCCUCAACAGACUUUACAGGAACAGGCGCCGGAAGUUGGAAGCCAAAUUUGUUCAACCCUGGUCAAAUGAUGAGCAACCUGCCGACCGGCGGACAAUCUGGUACCGGUUACAACCCCGCCACAUUCUUCCAGCAAGCGGGCGUUCAGCAGUUCAUGUCGCACAUGGGUUAUGGCAGAAGACGCUGAUCGUCAACAGACACGGGGACUGAUCGUCGCUCUACCUUUAUAUGAAUCAACAUGUUUUGAUUGUAAUGAAUAAAUAGAAGCAAAUAUAACUCAA
Messenger RNA from Dreissena polymorpha, 1616 nucleotides. RefSeq lists its product as uncharacterized. Lineage: Eukaryota; Metazoa; Mollusca; Bivalvia; Myida; Dreissenidae. The coding region runs from base 537 to 1280 and encodes 247 amino acids. The record is from RefSeq and is a predicted model, not a curated record. The transcript is spliced from 6 exons.